Molecule: messenger RNA, 1521 nt
Organism: Scedosporium apiospermum
Lineage: Eukaryota; Fungi; Ascomycota; Sordariomycetes; Microascales; Microascaceae
Exons: 3
Coding region: 1-1521 (506 amino acids)
Biological process (GO): transmembrane transport
Cellular component (GO): membrane
Molecular function (GO): transmembrane transporter activity
Source: RefSeq, a predicted model, not a curated record
AUGGAUAUCGAAAAGAACCCCCCGCCUGCUGCGGUCGACUUGCCAGAGCGGACUGCAGACUCAGAUGUCAAUCAGGGCCCAGCCGAAAAGACUGUGGACCCAGAUGCCAAUCUAAGUCCAGAAGAAAAGAAAUCAGUUUACCAGAAACUCGUGUGGAAACUUGAUCUCCACUUAUUACCAUGGCUUUGCAUCCUGUACUUGCUGGCCUUCUUAGAUCGUGCCAACAUUGGUAACGCCAAAAUCGCCGGUCUCACCCACGACCUUGGGAUGUCGGUAUCACAGUUUAAUGCCACAUUGACCAUUUUUUACAUCUCCUACUCGGUAUUCGAGCCUUUGACCAAUGUGUUAUUAAAACGCUUACGUCCUUCCGUCUUCAUUCCACUCCUCAUGAUUAUUUGGGGAUCCGUAAUGACAUCUAUGGGCUUCGUCAAGAACUGGUCCGGUCUUAUGGCCGCCCGAUGGUUCCUAGGUCUCGCUGAAGCCGGUCUCUUCCCCGGAAUCAGCUUCUACCUGUCUUGUUGGUACAAGCGAUCCGAGCUCGGCAUGCGCACGUCCAUCUUCUUCUCUUCCGCCGCCAUCUCCGGUUCCUUUGGUGGUCUCUUAGCCGCUGCUAUUGAAAACAUGGCAGGCAUCGGCGACCUACCAGGCUGGGCGUGGAUCUUCAUCCUCGAGGGUCUGUUGACUGUCGUCUUCGGAUUUGCGUCCUUUUGGACGGUGUACGAUUUCCCCGAUGGACCUAGGACGAGGUUCCUCAACUCUGAGGAAAAGAAGCGGGCUAUCAACCGUCUCAAGGCAGAUAACCAGGCCAGCGCCGAGUACGAAGCGUUCCAGAUGAAGUACGUCUGGCAGGCCAUGAGGGACUGGAAGAUGUGGAUAGGCAUGAUCAUCUACAGCGGUUGCACGAUGCCUCUUUACGCAUUCAGCAUGUUCCUGCCUACGAUUAUCAUGGACCUCGGCUGGAAUACCAGCGUCGUCAGGUCCCAGCUGUACAGCGUCCCUCCCUACAUCGUCGCCGCCGUCUUCACCAUUGUUGUGGGCUACCUAGCCGACCGCAUGAACAAGCGCGGUAUCUUUAACGUGCUCACGAGCUUGAUCGGCGUUGUUGGCUUUAUCAUGCAGCUAGCCACGACGAGUCCUGCGGCGCGGUACACGGCUACUUUCCUCGGUGCCCUGGGUAUCUACCCCUGCAUCCCCAACACCAUCUCGUGGGUCUCUAACAACACCGAGGGCGUGUACAAGCGAGGUGUCGUCCUGGGCUUCGUUAUCGGCUGGGGUAACCUCAAUGGUAUCGUGAGCUCCAACAUCUACUUCUCCAGUCCCGACUACGUCGAGGGCCAUGGCGUCGUCUUGGCCUACAUGGCUUUGUUCCUUUGCGGCGCAAGUUCCCUCAUGAUGCUGCUGCUUCACCUCGAGAACAAGAGGAGGCUAGCGGGAGAGAGGGACGUGUGGGUAGAAGGCAAAUCGGAAAAGGAAAUUCGCGAGAUGGGUGACCGGAGGCCAGACUUUAUUUACGUGAUUUGA